AUGAAAAGUAAUGAAAAAAUCAACGCCAAAUUAAAGACUGAAGGCAGACUCAUCAUCAUCAUCAUCAUCAUUACAGCCCUUCACAAGUCCACUUGGGCGGUGCUGCAGUCCCUUCAGCGGUGCCAAGUUGACUGUCGGUAUAUCGAAGUGUUGAAGUGCUUGUACAGUAGGGCUACGAUGGCUAUCCGAGUACAGAACCAGAAUACGAAACCUAUCCAAUUGCAGAGAGGUGUAAGACAGGGUGACGUCAUAUCCCCGAAACUCUUCACCGCUGCAUUGGAAGACGUUUUCAAGCUUCUGGACUGGAAAGGAUACGGUAUCAACAUCAAUGGCGAGUACAUCACUCACCUUCGAUUUGCCGACGAUAUAGUCCUUAUGGCAGAAUCGCUGGAGGACCUAAGCACUAUGCUCAAUGACCUCAAUAGUGUUUCCCAACGGAUAGGUCUUAAGAUGAACAUGGACAAAACAAAGAUCAUGUUUAAUGUCCAUGUCACACCUAUGCCGGUAGUUGUUGGGAGCACUAAGCUCGAAGUUGUUGACGAGUAUGUUUACCUGGGACAAAUAGUCCGACUAGGUAAGUCCAACUUCGACCGAGAGGUCAAUCGACGGAUUCAACUCGGCUGGGCAGCGUUCGGGAAGCUACGACACAUCUUCUCGUCAGACAUACCUCAAAACCUUAAAACGAAAUUGUACAACCAGUGCGUGUUGCCAGUGAUGACUUACGGAACUGAGACGUGGUCCUUCACUGCUGGCCGUAUGAGGAAGCUCAAGGUCGCUCAGCGAGCUAUGGAGAGGGCUAUGCUCGGAGUUUCUCUGCGUGAUAAACUUAGGAAUGAGGAUAUCCGCAGUAGAACCAGAGUGACCGACAUAGCCCAACGGAUUAGUAAGCUGAAGUGGCAGUGGGCCGGCCAUAUAGCUCGAAGAACCGACAACCGAUGGGGAAGAAAGGUUCUCGAGUGGCAGCCUCGUACCGGUAGGCGAAGUGUAGGGCGUCCCCCCACGAGAUGGAGUGACGACCUGCUUAACGAUACUAAUAUAAUUAGACCCACCGCAGCCCCCGCUCCAGUAUGCAAAGUCAGACGAAAAUCGGAUGACGAAUGCAAGUGCGGAGGUCUAAAUCCAAUGGUAAUAUACGACGUAGGCUUUCAUGAAUGUGUGUGCGAGUGUGUUGGUAUGCCAGUCGCCUCUAGGCGCGCAAUAGAUGGGGGUGGGCAGCCCAAGAGGAUGGGGUAUAAAGGAAAACCAUUUACAUUUGAGCGAUUCGUCCAAUUUAAAAUUCCUACAAGAUAG
This is a messenger RNA of Parnassius mnemosyne (clouded apollo), 1290 nucleotides long. Lineage: Eukaryota; Metazoa; Arthropoda; Insecta; Lepidoptera; Papilionidae. The record is from the annotation of a GenBank genome assembly.